Molecule: messenger RNA, 1272 nt
Organism: Eruca vesicaria subsp. sativa (arugula)
Lineage: Eukaryota; Viridiplantae; Streptophyta; Magnoliopsida; Brassicales; Brassicaceae
Source: the annotation of a GenBank genome assembly
AUGGUGGUGGCCAACUUGCAAGUUCUCUCAAUGGAGAUUGGAGGAAGAGCAGUUCUAGAGGUGAUACUGGUGGAAAUCAUUGCGAGACUACCUUUGAGAAGCAUCACCAGACUCAAACUGGUGUGCAAGCAAUGGAAGUCGUUGAUAGAAUCUUCCUAUCUCCGUCGUGUCUUCGUCUCUCUUCACAAGAACUCAUCUUCCUCUUGGUCUCUCAUGUUCGGAGCUGAGUAUCCUCAUCCAGAAGCUAUAGGCUUCCAUGGAUGCCAAACAUGGGAUCUACAGAAGUCUCUAGGAUUUUAUAUCAAGCCCUUUCAACGGUAUCUCAAUCUCCCUACUAGAUGUAACUACUUCUACGUAGCUUCUUCUAAUGGACUGGUUUGGAUCGAUGUAUUCUUUACCCGCACUGAUAACAUGCCUUACAGUUACAAAUCCUUUGUUGGUAAUCCGGUUUUAGAACAAUGGGUCGAAAUUCCUCCGCCUCCAGACCAAUGUAUACCCACUGGUUUGGUAACGCGUGUGGAGAACGACAUUGUUCAAGGGUUUAAAGUGGUCAGGACUUCAAGGACUGAACCUAGAGGCAUGGGAGUGCAUGAAUGGAGAGUUUACGUGUAUUCGUCUGAGACUGGUUUAUGGACUUCCAAGCGACUUCUUUCCUCUCAUCCUGUUAACUACGCUGGUUCUUACCCUCCUGUGAAUCUCAACGGGAUGCUUUAUCUGCGGGAAAGAGGUUUGGAUGCAACAGAGCCUGGUGUCCUUGUAGCUUAUGAUUUCUAUGGCCCUGAGGACGACGAUCAGUGCCUGGUUAUACCACUUCCUCAUCUUUACAGCAAAAGUGUUCGGAGAUGCUUGACUACUUCAGGGGAAGAUGUUAUCUACAUUGAAAUCCUGUAUCCAACAUUGAAGGUUUGGAAGCUGAAUAACAACGAGUCAAAGAGUGGUGAAUGGUGGCUGCUUUCAUGGGAAGAAGUCGACAUGGCGUCAAUGGGACUUGAUGACGAUUGUUUUCCCUUGGCUAUGAAUCCGUUGGAUACUAAUAUCGUCUAUCUAUGGAGUCAACACCACGAGAGUUUGGUAACAUAUAAUCUACAGAGACAAGAGUUUAUUGUUCAUCAAGAGACAGAGACUUGGAGAAACAGUGAAGGUUGUUACCGAAUGAACACGUCUGGUUCUAAGGGGUAUGUGAAAGGUAAUGUCGAUGCAACUACGGUCAUGAUGUUAUCACCAUUUGUGCUCCAACGAUGGAUGGAUUCAGUACCUCGUCCACCAAACUGA